Messenger RNA from Phragmites australis (common reed), 1864 nucleotides. Its product is annotated as cytochrome P450 76M5-like. The transcript has 3 exons. The record is from RefSeq and is a predicted model, not a curated record. NCBI's taxonomy places the organism in Eukaryota, Viridiplantae, Streptophyta, Magnoliopsida, Poales, Poaceae. Gene Ontology annotation, molecular function: oxidoreductase activity, acting on paired donors, with incorporation or reduction of molecular oxygen; heme binding; monooxygenase activity. Bases 36 to 1526 code for a protein of 496 amino acids.
AAGCUUGAGCAGCCUACACAACUUAAGAAUCGAGAAUGGGAGCUUCAACCAUACUAUGUCUCCUCUCCAUUUCAGUCGCCUCUUGCCUUGUCUACAAAAUCUUCACCUCUCGCAAAAGCAAUGCGCGGCGGCCGCCGGGCCCGACAGCAAUCCCUCUCCUCGGCAACAUCUUGGACCUCCGGGGCGGCGAGCUGCACCACUCCCUGGCCAGGCUCGCCGGGGUGCACGGCCCCAUCAUGUCCUUGAAGCUCGGCACGAGCAACGCCAUCGUGGUCUCCUCCGCCGCGGGCGCCCGCGACGCGCUGCAGAAGCACGACCACCUCCUGGCCGGGCGGUCCGUCAACGACGCCGCGCGCGUGCUCGGCAACCACGAGCUCUCCAUGAUAUGGCUCCCGGCUAGCAGCGCGCUCUUCAAGCGCCUCCGCGCCGUGUGCACCAACCACCUCUUCUCGGCGCGCGGCCUCGACGCCACGCGGGCCGUGCGGGAGGAGAAGGUGAGGGAGCUGGUCGGCUGCCUCCGCGGCCGCCACGCCGGCCAGGCCGUGGACGUCGGCGGCUUCGUGCUCUCUGGGAUGCUAAACCUCAUGUCCAACGUGCUCUUCUCUGAGGACGUGGCCGACCUGAGCUCCGACCGUGCGCAGGAGCUGGAGAUGCUGAUCAGCGACACGGUCGAGGAGAUCACCAAGCCCAACUUGUCGGACCUCUUCCCCGUGCUCGCCGCGCUAGACCUGCAGAGCCGGCGGCGGAACAACGCUGAGUACAUGAAGAGGCUCUAUGACUUCUUCGACGGGGUCAUCAACCGCCGUCAGAGCGCAGGAGGUGAGAGGAAAGAGGAUUUUUUAGAUGUGCUCCUCCAGCUUCACUCAGCGGAUCAGUUCAGCCUUCAGACAGUCAAGUCCUUUCUUUUGGAUCUCUUUGUGGCCGGGACAGCUACGACCUCGCUCACGGUGCAGUGGACGAUGGCCGAGCUACUCCGGCAUCCGGCCGUCAUGUCAAAAGUUCGCGGCGAGUUGCAGCAAGUGCUCAACUCAAAGCAGCAUCCUGACGAGUCCGACAUCGACAAGCUACCCUACCUCCGCACUGUGGUGAUGGAGAUCAUGCGGCUGCACCCGCCGAGCCCACUCAUGAUGCCGCACGUGGCCAUGGCCGACGGCGCGGAGGUGGGUGGCUUCGCGGUGCCUAGGGGCACCAAGGUGAUCAUCAACGUGUGGACCAUCAUGCGCGACCCGGCGUCGUGGACGCAGCCAGAGGCGUUCGUGCCGGAGAGGUUCCUAGGGACGGAUCUGGAUUUCCGGGGCAUGGACGCGCGUGCGUUCGUGCCAUUCGGGGCGGGGAGGAGGGUGUGCCCUGGGAUGCCGAUGGCAACGAGGUCGGUGACGCUGAUCCUUGCGUCUGUGCUGCACGCGUUUGAGUGGAGGCUGCCUGAGGGGAUGCAACCGUGCGAUGUGGAUGUCAGGGACCAGUUCGGCACAUCCCUCAACAUGGUUACGCCACUUAAGGCCGUGCCAACGCCAAUGUGCCAUUGAUGCACUGAUAUCGAUUCUCAUCAGCUAGCGCGGUUAUAUACGCGAUUUCUGUUUGUGUUAAAACCCAUAUCUGCAGAAUAAUUAAUGUCAUCAUGACGAAACUAGAUAAAAACACGUACGCUAAUAAAUAAAUGAAGAAUGCCACGUGGUGUCGGUUAACCCAUGUACUACUACUUGCUUAACCUGAACUGUUUCUACUGUUCUGUUAGCGAGAGUUAUCAGCAGUAGGCGAUAACUUCAGUAGAUUUUAUUUUCAACUGUUUUGUUUACUGUUAAGUCGGAACCUGUGCGUGGGUGGCAGCAACCCGAACUUUGUUGCACUACGUUUCGUUAUCUUC